Molecule: messenger RNA, 402 nt
Organism: Nylanderia fulva
Lineage: Eukaryota; Metazoa; Arthropoda; Insecta; Hymenoptera; Formicidae
Source: RefSeq, a predicted model, not a curated record
AUGACCGCUACAUCGUCGAGAAGCACCGAGGAUCUGGCGCCUUUCUGCUCGCUGAAAGAGCUCGAUUUGACCGGAAAUACAAUCAGAUUCACCGCGAGCAGCUGUGAUUGUCAGGAGUUUAACGCCUGGGUGAAGCUACGACAAAUCAAGAUGAAGCCUAAUUUUUACAAAUGCACCAAUCCACCAGCAGCUCUGAACAAGAACUGUGCCAACGUGAGAUUCAGCAAUCGGACAUACGAGCUGUUCAACGAGUGCUCUAUGAUACCGCAGAAGAUGGAGACCGAGGAAGUUGGAACGGUCUGGAUACACGUUGCCUCGUGCAUUCCGGUGUUUCUCAUCGUGGUCUUUGUGGCGUUGUUUUGCGUGUACAAGCGGUACCGUAGGCGGCGCAAAAGACAUUAG